UCCCGUGCGUGCCCACCUCCUGUUUGCCAUCCGAUCCUACCCCGGUCUAUUCGCUGACUCAGUGCCUUAAGCAGCAUCACCGUUCACCUGAACAGAGCUACAGCAUCCUCUGCGGAGAAAUACAUCAGCCAUGGCCAAAACAGCAUCCGCAUAUAAGGAGAAGAUGAAGGAGCUGUCCGUCCUCUCCCUCAUCUGCUCCUGUUUCUACCGAGAACCACGCAACAAGCUUGUGUGUGAGUUUGAAGACAUGGAGGUGAAACCUAUCAACAAGCGAGCCUCUGGCCAGGCCUUUGAGGUGAUUCUCAAGCCUCUUUCUCCAGUGUCAGAUGUAGCCCACAACCUCCCCUCACCCCCCAAGAAGGACAUCUCCUUGGAGGACAUUGAGAAGAAACUGGAGGCUGCUGAGGACCGGAGGAAGUAUCAGGAGGCCCAGGUGCUGAGGGCUUUGGCGGAGAAGCGAGACCAUGAGAGGGACGUGUUGCUAAAGGCCAUGGAAGAGAACAGCAAUUUCAGCAAGAUGGCCGAGGAGAAGCUCCAGCUGAAGAUGGAGCAGAUCAAGGAGAACCGUGACGCCCAUCUGGCAGCCAUGCUUGAGCGUCUACAGGAGAAGGAGAAACAUGCAGCUUUGGUGCGCAAGAACAAAGAGCUGAGGGAAGAGCUGACAGCAUGAGCCUCACACAAGUCCUGACUUCCAUAGUCCAUCACUGUCCCUCCAUCCAGUCCCGCUCCCCUUCCAAGCCCCGCCCUCACCUUCCUCAGAACAGACACCCAAUCCUGGAGGUUUGAAGACCUCACCACCACAUCACAACACACCACACCACCAGUACUCACCACUAUCAGUAUUAUCAGUGGAUACAAACUUGAAUGGAUUUGUUGAUUUUAGAGAAAACGUGCGAAUAUGGCUUUUAUUUUGUAAAUAAUUUUUCUUAAAGUCUAUCUAUCUAUCUAUCUAUCUAUCUAUCUAUCUAUCUAUCUAUCUAUCUAUCUAUCUAUCUAUGGUGAGUGAAGUACAUACAAAGAUUGUACUGUACUGCACUGUACAAUUUCAAACAUUUUGUUUGUGAUUUAUAUUAAUGUUUCAGUUCUUGAAAUUUGACUCUACAACCAUUUUCUUGUGAAAGCUGUCGGUGUUGUGAGUUGGCUGUAGACUGACAUUUGCAGUGUUUCCUGAUGAUGUCAUGAUGAUGAUGAUGAUGUUUCUGUGUCUUUGUAAAGAAUGAUGGUCGGUGUAGCUACACCCAGGCUCCUCGAGAGAUCAAGGUAUCCCAUCUGUAUCUUCCUCACGCACACCCACUCAUUUCUUAACACGCACGCUUGGAACUUAACAAUACGCCAAACUCCACAGAUCCAUAAAGUGUCCACCUCCUCUGGUAUGAGCUUGAUAAUGAACUUGAUAGGUGCUUUAUUGUUAUUAAGAAUGUCUUUGCCCAAUGAGAGCAACUGUUUCUACAUUUGCAGAUUCCCACUUAUCCUGACUACGCCAUUUCUUAAAAGAUUCUAUCUUUAGCUAAAUCAGUAGCUCCGUCACAUCCACAGUAUUUGGGCACUAAGCUCUUGAAUGUUAUGACACCAUACUGGUACCAUGCAUAUUGUCUUGGACAGUGGAAUGUGCUGUUGUCCCACCUUGAUAUCGAAAGUGUGAACAUAACGUAUGCCUGUGUGGGUGUGUGUGAAUGCGAAUUUACCACAAGGCAUCUCUAGCCUCUGCUCUCUUUAGGGGAUUAGAUGGAGAAUGGAUGCAGGACGCUUUACAUUCAGCACACUGAACUAGUCUCUUUUUAAUAUACAGUACCACUGAUAUCUGCCUGCAUCCUCUGCUGCUUGUGUUUCUCCCUUCAUAUAUUUCUCUGUGAAAGCUUUGCUGAAUAAAGGUUUGAGGUUCUGUGAACAUGGCAUGCACCAUCUAAUAUGUUUCUGUGCUAAAAGAGGAGGGAAAAUGUAAACUGCCAAAUAAAAGAACCAGUUAUCUACACAUCCUGAGAA
Molecule: messenger RNA, 1983 nt
Organism: Centropristis striata (black sea bass)
Lineage: Eukaryota; Metazoa; Chordata; Actinopteri; Perciformes; Serranidae
Gene: stmn2a
Product: stathmin 2a
Exons: 5
Coding region: 131-670 (179 amino acids)
Biological process (GO): regulation of microtubule polymerization or depolymerization; microtubule depolymerization; neuron projection development
Cellular component (GO): growth cone; neuron projection; cytoplasm
Molecular function (GO): tubulin binding
Source: RefSeq, a predicted model, not a curated record